Messenger RNA from Guyanagaster necrorhizus, 1465 nucleotides. RefSeq lists its product as uncharacterized. The transcript has 2 exons. The record is from RefSeq and is a predicted model, not a curated record. Bases 1 to 1374 code for a protein of 457 amino acids. NCBI's taxonomy places the organism in Eukaryota, Fungi, Basidiomycota, Agaricomycetes, Agaricales, Physalacriaceae.
AUGAUCUACGUACCUGGUUUUUCUGACACUGUGAGUGUCGUGGAGGUUGAUAAGUCGCAUUUGAUCUAUAAGCGAUCAGUUCUUGAAUUGCACUUCGGGAAAGACGUCGAACUCGAACGUCGCCGACGCGACAUCCUCCAGUGUGAGCUGGACAUGUACAGCCACCUCCAUGGAUCACCUUAUGUUCUCCCUAUCAUUGGCCUUGUCGAAAGAGUUCGACACUUCGUUGUUUACGACGAUCCAUAUGACAAAGAUGCUUCCGUAACUGACGAAUUUCUCAUUCCCUUCGCCGGGAUGUUCUGCCAAUGGUGUCCUGGAUUUCGUACCGAAUGGACCAUGGAGGAGAAGGAAUGGGGCGUCGAGAGCGGCAAUGCGGUUUAUACAUUGUAUAACAUGGCUAUGGCAAUGCAGGAGCUCUUCUUGUCUGGUAUCACGUACGCCAUCCAUUGUGAAGAGGCCGUUCCCAAACCUUUCAUUCAGCUCAUUGAUUGGUGCCUGGAGGAUGCCUUUGGUUCUGUCGCAGAGAUGAUGGCAAAGACGGCAUCGAUGCUAAAGCCCACCCGCGGCAGAGCUAAGAAUAUGUCGGUUUUUACCUUGGCUGAAGCACGGUUGCUGCGAUUCAAAUCGCUUGCGAAGUCGGAGGAUGAAUGGCGGUUUGGACGAACAUAUAAUUCCAACCUGGAAAGAUAUUGGCCUAUGUUGCCUAGGUAUUUUGAAGUCCUUCAUCUCCAAUUUGUGUCUCAUUUUUCACCUCGUUUGCAUCUAGGGACUUUCGUCGCAAAUGCGCCUUGUGGGAGUAAAGUCUGUCUCUUUCGCUAUGCAGAGAAGCCUCAACCAUGCGGGGUCAUGGUGGUUAAUGAUUCUAUCAUUAACGGGUAUACUCGCUGCGAAGCUCAGAUCCAGCCUAACCAGGUCAUCGAAGUGACACCGGGCAUCCUUUACCCAGGGCACUGCCACAUACGUUCCGACGAAUACGAGAGACAUACUGUCUUUCUUCAUUACCUCGGUGUGGGGGGGAAGUGGAAGGAAGUAUUUCUCUUCCCACCAGCGGACGGUAUCGAUAAGAAAACCUACUCUGAUAACAGCAUUGUUCCCCAACCUCCAUUCAUCCUUCGUGAAUCUUUCGAGAACAUGUCAUCGACUGUCCAACCUCUUCCUCCCAAAAUCCAAUGGCAACGCAAGGAUCCUGACUCACCACCCUCCCGAAGGGGCCCGAGGUCUAUUUUAAUCAGUGACAGAAUACGGUUUCACUCGAAGGACACCAUUCAGAACCGUUUGAAAAAUCCUUUCUACUGCCAGCGACAUGCUGCAGAAGUGGCUUAUUCCUCUCCGGAACACCCAUUCUGGGUUCAGAACGAGAAUCGUUUUCGGUAAGCCGUCGACUAUUCAUGUAUCAUACAACAUGCCAGACCACACACGAUAACUAUUCGAGCCUAACCCUCCUCGCCCUCUGCCACCUCCUCCC